This is a messenger RNA of Stylophora pistillata, 846 nucleotides long. Its product is annotated as fibroblast growth factor receptor 3. Gene Ontology annotation, molecular function: transmembrane receptor protein tyrosine kinase activity; ATP binding; protein binding. The record is from RefSeq and is a predicted model, not a curated record. Lineage: Eukaryota; Metazoa; Cnidaria; Anthozoa; Scleractinia; Pocilloporidae. Gene Ontology annotation, biological process: protein phosphorylation; cell surface receptor protein tyrosine kinase signaling pathway; multicellular organism development. Gene Ontology annotation, cellular component: plasma membrane; signaling receptor complex.
AAUUCAUAAUUACUUUGUGAUUGCUGUCGCAAUUACUCCUAUGGCAGGUGGCCUUUCGUUCACUUCCCCUUAUGGAGGACGUACUGUGACAGCAUCUCGUGGUUCUUCAUUUAACUUCACAUGGACCUUCUUCGCAAAUGACGGCCUUUUUAAGAUUGUUUUUGGUUUCAUGAAUUCCCUUAUCCAAACCAGGAUUGACGGCAAUGAUCAACUCAUAGGGAUAACAAGUGAUGGUGCCAUGUCAAUAAAGCAAGCAUAUGUAGGUCGCCUCAAAGGCAAUUGGAACAACGAGACUAACCCAGGUCAAGUGACGUUUACUCUAAGCUCAAUCAAAGCACAAGAUAGCAGACUGUUUGGUUGUCUGAUUCAACCCAUGUUCCUCCAUUUGAGUCCCAUUAUAGACCCAGCAAAAUCGUCUGUUGUUGCUAAACCUUACAUUUGGCACUGUGGUCGUACCAGAACACUACAAUCAAGUCAUGCCCAAGGUAUAUGUACAAGGAGUCCUUAGCUAUAUUGUGACCGCAGUUAUGAUCACUCAUCUAGCAGUAUGUCAGGUGCAAUUCACAUCAAACUAUAGAAGUAAACAUGUGACUGGAGUUGCUGGUUCAUCUGUUAACUUUACUUGGACCUUCCGGGGAAAUCUUAAUGAGGCACAACUAUGGAAGGUUAAGAAUGAUGGCUCAAGGGAAAUAAUGAUUUCUGUAUUCUUUACCAUGAAAGUCUAGAUAUCGCAGCCAUACACUGGACGUAUCAGUGCAGUAUGGAAUGGAACAAGUUCCGGCCAGAUCACUUUCUUGCUAAAUUUAACUCGUGUAAGAGACGAAGGGUAUUACUCAUGCAGACUUC